Molecule: messenger RNA, 7224 nt
Organism: Gorilla gorilla gorilla (western lowland gorilla)
Lineage: Eukaryota; Metazoa; Chordata; Mammalia; Primates; Hominidae
Gene: AGPAT3
Product: 1-acylglycerol-3-phosphate O-acyltransferase 3
Exons: 7
Coding region: 1875-3065 (396 amino acids)
Cellular component (GO): endoplasmic reticulum; endomembrane system
Molecular function (GO): 1-acylglycerol-3-phosphate O-acyltransferase activity
Source: RefSeq, a predicted model, not a curated record
CCAUGCUUCCCCAGCUGGUCUUGGAUCCUCCUGUCUCGGCCUCCCAAAGUGCUGGGAUUACAGGCUUGAGCCACCGCACCCGUCCAGAAUUUUAGAUUUUUUUAAAUCCGUGGUUGAAAAAUAGGCUAUGGCUGGCUUACUCAUUGUGCUUUAGGGAAGCAUGUAUUUGAGUGAAGGAAAUGAUAAAAGGAAUUUCAUGUCGGGCCCAGGCGCCGCCCACCCUGCAAGACAGUUUACAGAUGCCUGCCCUGACAGCUGUCUGCAGUUAGCCAGCGUCAGCCGAGGGGUCCUGAGAUCCGCUGAAGGCCGCCUUUGCAUGCCGACGGCAAGGGAAAAGUGCCAUAUGUCCCUGGGCUUGCCACAGGUGACCUUUGGAUGGGACCAUUCUCCAGACAGCGCAGCUCGUCUUUCCAGAACGCUCAUGGGGAGUGUGCCUGUGUCUGGCUGGCUGUGUGGGCUCCCAUUCAGUUCAUUCCUCUUCUCCAGCCUUUAGGCAUGACCCUAAAGGCAGAGGUCUCAAGCACUUGCCAGGGGUGAGCCAGCGGCGGGGGCGCCCCUGCCAGGCCUGCUGUGGGGCUUGGUCAGCGAGUCUUCUCCCCACACGCAGGGUUUCCUCCCAUCCACUGCCUCUGCCCACAGGUGACCUUUCUCUUUUAAAGGAAUUGGGGUCCCUUGGUACCCCCACAAACCCUGAGUUCCCUCUCUCCUUUCUGCGUCCUUUCUGCUCGCCUGCAUGUGCCUGCAGCAUCAUGACCGCUGGGAAGACACUUCCCCGCACCUGCACGCUGUCUGCAGGCGUCUCUGGCCAUCCUGGGCUGAGCUGCGUGAUCUCGGGUAGCGGCCCCUCGUUCACCCGUACAGGAUGUCUUUGGAAUCGGUCUCUAGUGUCCUUUAUAAAUAACUGGUAUAAAAGAACCCCGGGCAAUGGCCUUGCAGAAAGCCCACACUUCAGAGCUGGGCUGGUGUCCAGGGCGAGAAGCCUGAGGCCGUCCUGAGCUGGAAGCCGCGUCCUGGUUCUGUGGGGCCAUCCUUCCCGGACAACUGGCUGGGGGGCACAAGACUCUGGUGGCCGACAAGAGGCCCACCUGCUUGGCCUCCCUCUUGUCCUUCCCUACACGGCCCUCUGAACAGGACUCACUCCCUCUGAGGCCCGCGUGUGACAAAGAUGCGCUGUUCUCACCACGGAACUCUUCAGCCCUGCAGUUCUCCCGAAGGUGAAUGAGGGCAUCCCAGAGUCCCCAUCAGGAGACAGACGAUGCCGCAUUCCCAGCAUCCCCAGAGCCCCCCCAGGCGCACAGGUCUCCUGCAGGCAAACAGAUCUCCCGGCACGAGCCCCUCCACACUUCUGGGAAGAGUGUCUUCAGCUCACCAGGCCGGAGCCAGGGGAAGAGACCGAGGGAGGAGGCUCCAAGACUCCCUGGGUUGGGGGGACAAGCACUCAAAGCCAGGACUGGCACCCCUCACAUGCCAGCACCCACGGGGUCAGGUGCGCCCUGCUGUCUCUGGGGGUCCCGCAGGCCUCUGGCCACCUGCCCAGCAGCAAGCCCCGUAGAGCACCCCCAGCCGGCCUUCCUUGGGGCGGGCUAGGCCUCACAUGGCUUUUUUUAAAAUAUGGAAAACCAGUGUAACCCCAAAGCAAGUUUCAGGAGAAAAUAUAAUUCCUAUUACUCUGUUGUCUAUAAUUCCAUUCUGCUCUUAACUCUUCAUUUUUUCCCACUGUCUGUUCUGCAGACAUACAAUGGUUGUUUUCUGCUUCCUAACCAUCUAGUGACAUUUUUCAUCUUCUGCACCUCUCACGGGGCGUGGCUGCGCGGUACUCGGCCACACCAAGGUGCACGUGAGAAGCGUAAUUGGGCGUAAAGAUCAGCGUCUCCAUGCAGAGUGGCGGUUCUCUCCCUUUCUGCUGCUACCUUCCAUCUGUCUCCUCCCAACUGUUGCUUAGAGAAGGUCAUUGUAAUUUCAUAAAACGUACUCAAUGUAAGUCAUCAAAACUCAUGUUUAGCAGAGACUUCCUCUCUGGACGAAAAUACUGUAGGUGUCUCCUGUGGGCGCUCCCUGACCAUGCCAGGAGGAGGGGUCCCACCAGUGCCAACGCCCUCCCCCUGUCCGCAGAACUGGUCAUGCUGCUGGAGUGGUGGUCCUGCACGGAGUGUACGCUGUUCACGGACCAGGCCACGGUAGAGCGCUUUGGGAAGGAGCACGCAGUCAUCAUCCUCAACCACAACUUCGAGAUCGACUUCCUCUGUGGGUGGACCAUGUGUGAGCGCUUCGGAGUGCUGGGGAGCUCCAAGGUCCUCGCUAAGAAGGAGCUGCUCUACGUGCCCCUCAUCGGCUGGACGUGGUACUUUCUGGAGAUUGUGUUCUGCAAGCGGAAGUGGGAGGAGGACCGGGACACCGUGGUCGAAGGGCUGAGGCGCCUGUCCGACUACCCCGAGUACAUGUGGUUUCUCCUGUACUGCGAGGGGACGCGCUUCACGGAGACCAAGCACCGCGUCAGCAUGGAGGUGGCGGCUGCUAAGGGGCUUCCUGUCCUCAAGUACCACCUGCUGCCGCGGACCAAGGGCUUCACCACCGCGGUCAAGUGCCUCCGGGGGACAGUCGCAGCUGUCUAUGAUGUAACCCUGAACUUCAGAGGAAACAAGAACCCGUCCCUGCUGGGGAUCCUCUACGGGAAGAAGUACGAGGCGGACAUGUGCGUGAGGAGAUUUCCUCUGGAAGACAUCCCGCUGGAUGAAAAGGAAGCAGCUCAGUGGCUUCAUAAACUGUACCAGGAGAAGGAUGCGCUCCAGGAGAUAUAUAAUCAGAAGGGCAUGUUUCCAGGGGAGCAGUUUAAGCCUGCCCGGAGGCCGUGGACCCUCCUGAACUUCCUGUCCUGGGCCACCAUUCUCCUGUCUCCCCUCUUCAGUUUUGUCUUGGGCGUCUUUGCCAGCGGAUCACCUCUCCUGAUCCUGACUUUCUUGGGGUUUGUGGGAGCAGCUUCCUUUGGAGUUCGCAGACUGAUAGGAGUAACUGAGAUAGAAAAAGGCUCCAGCUACGGAAACCAAGAGUUUAAGAAAAAGGAAUAAUUAAUGGCUGUGACUGAACACGCGGCCUGACGGUGGUAUCCAGUUAACUCAAAACCACAGCAACACACAGAGUGGAGGAAAAGACAAUUAGAAACUAUUUUUCUUAUUAACUGGUGACUAAUAUUAACAAAAGUUGAGCCAAGAGUAAAGAAUUCAGAAGGCCUGUCAGGUGAAGUCUUCAGCCUCCCACAGUGCAGGGUCCCAGCAUCUCCACGCGCGCUCGUGGGAGGUGGGUCCGGCCGGAGAGGCCUCCCGCAGACGCCGUCUCUCCAGAACUCCGCUUCCAAGAGGGAGCCUUUGGCUGCUUUCUCUCCUUAAACUUAGAUCAAAUUUUUUGGUUUUUAAUCAGUUAUUUUGGGAACUUAACCUGGCCCCCCACCUCUUCUGCACCCCCCCCCCCCCGAAACUGUCUCGUAAUGAAUUUCUGCUGUCCUCCUGGGAGUGGACGGCCGGGUCCCGUCCCCCGGGAGCAUUGCUUGGCUCAGCACCUUGGCUCCCAGUGGGGGCCCCGUGGAGGGCGCCCGUAGUGAUAAGCACACCGGCACGAACAUCAGGUCCAUUCCUCGAAGUCGGAGCCCUCACUCUGCCCUGUCCUGGGGCUGGCUGAGGGCGAACGCCCCACCUCACUUUCUAGAGCCCUGUCUGCCCUAGCUCCUGUUUGACCUUGUGUGUAAAUACGUACAUCUGUUUUUAAAGUGGAUGGACCCCUGAGAACUCAGUGAAAUGCAGAGUUCUCCAUGCACCUAAAGCUCCUUUGUCGCUCUCAUGGCUGUCAGAUCCUGGUCCCUCCACACUGGGUGCUGGGGAGGGAGGACCCUCGGGGCUACCGUGCGCCCCCCCAUCCCACAGAUCAGGAGCCAAGGAGGGAGAACAGGGCAGCCUGUGGGACUCUAGGAUGCUUCAGAAGAAGCGAGGGCACCGUCAACCCUCUUUUUUAAAGGUGGUUGGAGACUGUUAACACUGAGCUCAUUGGCUUCUAGAGAUUUUAUUUUUACUGGUUGAUCUCUUGGUGGUUUUCAACUUCCUGCUGGAAACUAGAGGUGGGGCACCCCCCACCCCCCAGCCUUGCACUGUGUCCUUGGGGAGGGCCUGCCCCCAUCCUGGCCGGUGUCACUGUGGCCCGGCCACCCCUGAGCGCCCAGCUCCCUGCCUCCUGGACGUCUCUGAGAGUCCAGGCAGAGCAGAGGGCAGCGCUCGGCCGGUCAUGCUGGCUCCCCUGGCCUUGCAGCGAGCCCCUGGCCCACGCCGAGCGAGGGCUGCUUCUCCCUACAGCAUGUCCACUCCCCCAGCAUGGCCAGGUGGGGCCCCUGGGGCAAUGGCAGUGGUAGAAAGCUCAACUUGGUUGCGGUACCAUCAGCCCACCUGCAUUUGGCUUUCAACUUGCUUGUUCUGAGUCACACCCCCCUCAUCUUUUUAGCAAGGGAAAAAAACAAAAAUGGGUGUUAUCUCUGAUACAUUGAAACCAGCGUUCUGAAUAGGGGUAGGUUGAGUUUUCUAGGGGAAAACAAAUGGAGAAAAGAGGCAUGAAGAAAAGUAAACCGAGAACAUAAUUCGGCAUCGGGCCUAAGUGUCCUGGGGAGAUUGGAGGGGACGGCAGCGUUCUGCAUGAUGGAGGCACUGCCGGGCCCCGGGUCUGUGGGGGCCGUGCUCUCAGGGCGUGUGCGGGAUGCCACCUGUGCACACCUGCUCAGAGCACGGCUCCUCACGGGGGUGAAGGGGCAGACCAACGAAACCAGAUGAGACCAACGAAACCAUGCGAGACACGCUUGCAGACACUGUUGUUUUGGAAAUGUGCUUCCCUCCAUCUGAAAUCUCAUCCCUCCACCCGCUCACUCGGGCAGCUGUGCUGUGGGCAGGGCACGCGCUCCCCUGGCUGAGCACCCCAGAGAUUCUCCUGCACCUUCCUCAUGCCACACGCUGCUCAUCUUUCUCCGUGUGUGUUUAGAUCCAUGCCAUUCACUGACUCACUAACACCUGCAAAAUCUUUAAGGAAAAAAGCUGAAGGGUACGACCAUGCACAUAUGUGACCUGGAAAAUGCAAAUUUAGAUCUUUUAUGAUUUAAUUGUUAUUGUUUCCCAUAGAAGUUCCCUCCCUUUGAAAUUAAUAUAUAACGUAUAAAUUCUGCACUGAGCCAUGGCGGAGCUGGGCAGCCCCUAGGUUAGAGUGGAGACGGAGGCCCAGGUGCAGGGGUCACACCUCAUCUGGUUUCCUUCCCAUCUCACAGCUUAGCUUGUGCUUCUCAACACCAAGUCUUUAAGAGCAAUAAAAACUACACCAUGAAUGUUUGGAUUUUUUUUUUUUUUUUGGAGGAGGGUGGAUUUUGCUUUUCAUCCAGAAGCAAAAGGGGAGGAGAGCUCCUUUACAUUUUUUAAAUUAAAUUCAUAAAUCCCAGAACAGUCUUUUUUUUCUUUUUCCUUUACACCCUACUUCUGAGCUUAAUUCAGUUGAUGUUAUGUCCAAAUUCAGGCUGAGUGCUCAGGCUGAAGCAACUCUGUAGCCCCCAGUCCGUGCGGGCCGCUGUCAGGGUGAAGCACAUUCUAGGCCUGGCAUCGCUGAUGCCCUCUGCACCUGGUCCUUGAGCCAGGCCGAGGACAGGAAGGGCAUUGCUGGCCUGUAGCUCCUGUUACCCACCCAAGAGCCAGGCGCCCCACUGGAGGCUCCCAGGUGAGAUGGCCCAGGCCCACCCACAGGCGUCUGGCAGGCCAAGAUCCCAGCCUGGGCCGUGGUCUCCUGGGGACGCCGCUGGCCUCCCAGCUUAGGCCCAGGUGCCAAGUGUCAUGGGGUCUCCUGCCCAUCUUCCCAAGGAUGUCAUUGCUGUCUUCAUCGUCUUCCCCCGUGUGAGACACUGGUUGUCUGGUACUCGGCGACAGUGUACCAGACGCGCACCCUAUGUGAGGUGCUUUAAGGUCCCUGUCCUCAGGAAGCGCAGUCUGGUGGAAGAGAUGAGCGCUGAACAAAUCACUAAAUAACACAAAACAACAAUGUAAGCAGCACUUUCUUGUGUAAAAAAAAAAAAAAAAAAAAGCACGUCCUGUCGAUGAAUUUUGAGUCUCUCUGCCUUGCCUGUCCCGACUCCCUUUCGUGCACUGUGGCAUGAGAAUCUUUCCUCACGCUGUUCGUUGCGGUAUUGCUGAGCAUUGACGUUGAUCUGAAGGAAAAGCCGUGGUUGGAUCCAGCUGUGUGUUUCACUCACGUGCAAUUGAGUAGCUGUUGCCAGGCUGUCCAUGCCUGUUGUGACUACCGGUUGGGGUCAGAUUUGGGGUGAAGAGUAAGUAACUUUCUGCAUGCUUUGUCUCUACCUGAGACACUUAUACAACAAGCCAAGUAUAAUCUCUCCAGCCCUGCAGAUUUUCACCUGACUUGUUCAACCCCAUGCGUAGACUCCCGCUGCAGGCCUCUGGCCUGUGGCUCACUGCAUGCAGCCCCUGGCGUGCAAUACUAGUGCUCCACGGCGUGAUGUGCUUCUAGCCCUUGCACUGCACCUAGGCUCAGGGUUCAAACGGCCAGCCCGAAACGCCUGCCUGCCUUCUUUCUGGAAACAGCACGUCCCCGGCCCUGUGCCUGCCCCUUUCUCUACUGAGCUAGUCCCCAAACCAAAGGCAAGCCCCCUCUGGCCUCGGGGGAUGGGGCCGGCCACACCCCUGACUCCGCCCUGGCUCUGCCCCAUACCCCUGCCGUGGGGCCGACCUGGGGGAUGCAGACAUCCGGCUCCGUAUUCCUGCCUAUCGGGGCCAGGAUGCAAAAACAAUUUUUGCGUAAAAGAUGUCACACUGAUCUGCUGGAGUGGGGUGGACACAUGAAUUCAGUUUUAUCAUGAACACUUGCCACUCGCUGCUCAUUAAUUCAGGGAUAAUGGUGGCAUUCUUACAAACUGCUCGGGAAAUAGAAUGACGGGAACACUUUUAGGGAGCCCAGGAAGUUACCAGGGACAUUGGUGUCGCCGGCCCAGGCAACAGCAGUGUACGUUUUUCAAAGAUCAUUGAGUUGUCUUAGAAUUUGAAGCUGUGUACAAUGACAAUGUCACCUGGAGUUCGUCUCCAUUUCUUAACUUUUUGUUGCACAAGUAUUUGGACAGAAGUCGAACUGUGAAUGAGAUACUGAAAUGCACUAAAUUGUAUGACAUUAAACUGGAGUUACUUGAUACAAUGAAGAAAUGCA